Messenger RNA from Exophiala bonariae, 1110 nucleotides. RefSeq lists its product as uncharacterized. The coding region runs from base 1 to 1110 and encodes 369 amino acids. The record is from RefSeq and is a predicted model, not a curated record. The transcript has 2 exons. Lineage: Eukaryota; Fungi; Ascomycota; Eurotiomycetes; Chaetothyriales; Herpotrichiellaceae.
AUGCAGACAGCACUCCCCACCCUCACCUUCCUCCUACUCCUCUUCCUCGAUGUCGCACGGGCCCAAAACUUGGUUCCUACUUCCUCUUCUGCCAAUUUUCCUGGCUGUGGAGUGGGUUGCAAUCUCCUACUGCAAGCGCAGAAUCUUUGCAUACCGCCCGCCGUCGCCGUCACCUCCCAGUUUACCUACGAGAACUGUUUCUGCCAAAGCAGUUUCCUCCAAGGCCUAUAUUCCAGUCCUGAUGCUGUCUGCACCGCCGAGUGUACCAUAGAGUCCGACAGAGUACUCUUGCAGAAAUGGUUCACAGGCUUCUGCAGUGCUGUUGGUCAGGGUGUUGACCCUUUGGCGACGACUGCUGGCACUCCAACAACAGCUACACAAAGCGUGGUUGUGAUUACAGUAACUAGUACAAACAGCGCUUCGGGUGCUACGAGUACUGGUACUGGCAGCGCGAAUACACCCGCGCCAAAGACUCAGUCCUGGAUCGAAGGACACUGGAAGUGGAUCCUUAUGCUUGGAAUUCUUCUUGUCGGGUUGGGGCUGUUGACAUGGCUUCUCAUCUGGUUGAAACGGCGCCAUCGUAGGAAGGUCGAUGAGAGGCGAGCUGCUAUGUCUGGUUUUCCAUCCGAAACUGAAAAACGUGCCGGUGCUCGCUCUGCAACUCCAGAUCUGUGGGGUCCGCAUCAGGUAUUCCACUCAACCCCGUUCCCGUACUCCACUGACAUGCUUUCGAAGCAUAUGGAACAAACCCGUGGAUACGAGUAUCAAGAUGGACAAGACAUGGCCAGUGGUGCUGUUCUUGGAACACCGGCUGGUCACCGAGAGAAGAGAAGAUCAAGACGGCGCAGAUCGCGAGAUCGAAAUGAGAUGGGUCAGAUGGACGAAAGGCCGCCCAACUCGAGAAGGCGCUCCUCGAAGGGCAAAUCAACGCCAUUAGAACGCAUUGCUUCCAACGAACCCGAGAUUGGACCAGUUGACAGGAGUCGAAGUCGAAGUCGGAGAAGCAGAAAUCCAGAUAGCGAUCUCGAAGGGGGUUCCAAUCCGGAACACAGCCGUCGAUUACGUGAAGUCCGCGGCAGCCGACGAAACAGAAAUAUCGACCCACCUUAG